UCUGCACAUUGUCUUUCUUAUCCUAUAAAAGGGGCAAAUUGUAGCAUAGACCCUAGUGUUGUCCCAUGUAUUUGCAAACUCUGAGGAUGCGUUAGUUGAUAUCCUAUGCUUAAACAGGCGUAAGUCCUAGCGAUCAUAGCGUUUUAGCUCGUCCACAUCAUCAACUAUUUGAAUCCUUCUUGGCCCACUGAGGCUUGUCCGAAGCCAACUGGACAAGUGAGGCAUUUCUACACUUUAAGCGUCUGUGAAAAUGCACUAUAUUUUCUAUAUACCUAGAUGAAGUAAUUGACUAGCACAGUGAUUGUCGUCUAGUAAACGCGGUUACAAUCGAUUGGCGUACCGUACGCCAAUGAAGAUCCUGACGUCGAAAAUAUUACUCAGAUCCUCAGCUGAACAGCAGAGCGGAGAUCUAAAUAAAGACCUUGCAGCGCAGCCUUAAAAGCCGAGAAAUGGCUGUGCAUCUCGAUCUAGAACCUAGCCCGCAAGACCUGCUUUAAUCAUGCCUGUCAUUGCGCUAGGUAGACCAGCGUUAGAAUAGAGCUGAUUGGUUCUUUUUUCUACAAUAAAAUUGACAGGGAAGAUUUAAGAUGACCGAAUACCCCGUACUAAACCUAAACCGGUCUUUCAAAGGAUCACAUCUGCCAAGAUGAAUCUCCCCAUAAUCAGCAGCACAGCCAAGAGUAAUGAGAUGUCGGGUUUUGAGGCUUGGGAACGUGUCGAACCCUUGGCUCUCUGCCUUAUGGGAUCCAUCGUUUUUGAUAUGUAGUCUUUCGUUACUUAACACCGCGUCGAGGUAUAACUCAUUCAAAAUGGUCUCCCAAGUGACGCUCGCUAUUCUCGGCCUCGCCUCUACCGCCGUUGCGACAUACAGCCCACUGCAGCUGAGGAACCUCCACAACCUGCGCCAGGAACAUGUUGUUGUCGAGGUGCGACAGGCAACUUCGGAUGAGCCCGAACUACCUACAAUCACACAAAGCCCCGAGUGUGUUUCCGCCCUAGCGCCGCUGGGCUCCGACGUCCCCGACGUCCCGCCCGAGCUUCUGUCAUACAUGGAGUCGUUCGCGGCCACGGCCGACACCAGCAACCCGACCAUCUUGUGCGAGGCCACCCAGGUGCCGCAGUCGCUGUCUUCUCAAUACAGCUCGUACGACCAGGCAGCUAGCAGCUGGCUCAGCAAGCACAGCAGCGACCUCCAAGCCGCUGCUACUAAGUGCGGCGGCAGCGAUGCCCAAGUCAGCCAGGCCGUAGCUUCUAUCAGCGCCUUCCUCGGAGAUGGAUGCGGUGCUUCUUCGAGCGCGGGUUCCGCGGGUUCUGCCGGUUCUGCCGGUUCUACAACCGCAUCGCCGGGUCUUGCUGCCCGACCCACCGGCAUGGUUGCGGGUGCCAUGGCUGCCGCCGGUGCUCUUGGCGUCGCCGUGCUCCUAUAGUUGGAUCCCUGGUAUGCGCAUAUGCUGGAGUUGAAAACGGGCUCUUCCGUAUAAAUCAGAUAAUGUAAUAUACCCAAAAUUCAAUUCGCUUCUGCAUAUUUUUUUUUUACAUGUACGUUUGCAUUGUGUGUGUUAUACAUUGAUGCACUAUCGCCCAAUGUUUAAGUUUCGUGAUAAUUCGCGUUUAUUAUGCGUAGUUUCGGUAAAAUGUUGGACCAUUGGAAUAUAAAAUGUCUCAGAUCUUGUUAAAAUUUGUAGUAACACUACAUGAGAUGAGGGUUGUGAUAGGCA
This is a messenger RNA of Daldinia loculata, 1718 nucleotides long. RefSeq lists its product as uncharacterized. NCBI's taxonomy places the organism in Eukaryota, Fungi, Ascomycota, Sordariomycetes, Xylariales, Hypoxylaceae. The transcript is spliced from 2 exons. The coding region runs from base 684 to 1427 and encodes 247 amino acids. The record is from RefSeq and is a predicted model, not a curated record.